ACUAAUUACAGUAAACGAUUUUCCACAAAUUUUAUGGCGUAACGCAUGAAGCGUAUAUUAAUUAAAUAAAUUUUAUUUUUUUGUGAAAGUAAUUAAAUGAUGAUGUGCUGAAAUAAAUCUACUUUAUAUAAUCAACAUGACUCACGCAGAUCAAGCGCUGAGCGCAAGCGUUCCUCCUGCCAUUCCAUUGGCAGGAAUGUUGAAUUCCUUUUCCCCUACCGCCGAAUCCGAGGAAGCGGCUUCUAUUACUGAUUACCUUGAAGUGAAUUUCGGCAACUUCAGUGCUCAGUCGAAUACGAGUCUAUUCGGUGCACAGGGAAAAGUUCUAGUUGAGAGAUUUACACGAAAUCGUGCCAUCAGCGAUUACUGGCACUACAAAUUGAUUAGCUUAUAUGUUGGGCUGAUUAUAUUUGGCACAGUUGGCAAUAUACUCGUUGUGGUUGCAGUAUUAAGAAAACCAAUAAUGCGCACUGCGCGAAAUUUGUUCAUACUGAAUCUGGCCAUUUCAGAUUUACUGUUAUGCGUAAUAACUAUGCCCAUAACUUUGCUGGAGAUUCUUUCCAAAUACUGGCCGUUUGGUAUGUUCGAAUUGCUGUGCAAAUUGGUUGCUAUGCUGCAAGCUGUGAGCAUAUUUGUGUCGACGAUUUCGAUAACAGCCAUAGCGUUUGAUAGAUAUCAGCUCAUUGUGUAUCCAACGCGGGAUAGUCUCCAAGUUACUGGUGUAAUCAUCAUACUAGGAUUUAUCUGGCUACUCGCAGUACUGCUGGCCAGCCCACUCUUCAUUUAUAAGCGGCUCGAGCAGGCUGAAAUUCCGCCAAUGCUGCAAGCGUUAGGCAUCCACGGUGUUUGCUUUUGCGUCGAAGAUUGGCCACUAAGCAACGGACGAUUCUAUUAUUCCAUUUUUUCCUUAUGUGUGCAAUAUUUGGUGCCAAUACUGAUAGUUUCCGGUGCCUAUUUUGGUAUUUAUAGAAAACUAAAGAGUCGCUCCACAGUCGUGGCAAUGCAGACGCCACAACGCAAAGCCGAGCAUGGCCGGCGUAUGCAUCGAACAAAUGCUCUGCUAGUUACAAUUUCUUGCAUUUUCGGGCUUUCUUGGAUGCCACUAAAUGGUUUCAAUUUGUACGUGGAUAUGCGCAGUCCAGUGGCGGUGACGGAGGGAAUGCUUGUUGUAUAUGCUUUCUGUCAUAUGUUGGGCAUGAGUUCGGCCUGCACGAAUCCAAUGCUUUAUGGAUGGCUGAAUGAAAAUUUCCGUAAAGAAUUUAAAGAAUUAUUAUGUCGUUCUAAAGAAAACACUAAUGUUGCUCUUAAUGGUCAUACGACAGGGAGUGCGCAGACGCGUCGAAGACGUAAACAUGCCGACAUAUCCAAGGGCGAUUUGAAGUUAUUACCCAUCAGCAAUGGCAAUGGAUUGCGAAGCGCCGGCAACGAGUCGGUAGCAAUGACUGAAAAUCCAAUUUCUACAGAAGUAACCACAUUGACAGCGGUAAAUUGACAACAAAAACUCAAACAGAAACAGAAACAACGACAACUGAAAAUACAACACAAUAAUUAUAAGAAUAGGCAAGAAAAUAAUUGUAAACAGAUA
Molecule: messenger RNA, 1585 nt
Organism: Anastrepha obliqua
Lineage: Eukaryota; Metazoa; Arthropoda; Insecta; Diptera; Tephritidae
Gene: NPFR
Product: neuropeptide F receptor
Exons: 4
Coding region: 137-1492 (451 amino acids)
Biological process (GO): G protein-coupled receptor signaling pathway
Cellular component (GO): membrane
Molecular function (GO): neuropeptide Y receptor activity
Source: RefSeq, a predicted model, not a curated record